This is a messenger RNA of Labrus mixtus (cuckoo wrasse), 9455 nucleotides long. Its product is annotated as nuclear receptor coactivator 2-like. Gene Ontology annotation, cellular component: nucleus. The transcript is spliced from 22 exons. Gene Ontology annotation, molecular function: protein dimerization activity; nuclear receptor binding. Bases 326 to 4912 code for a protein of 1528 amino acids. NCBI's taxonomy places the organism in Eukaryota, Metazoa, Chordata, Actinopteri, Labriformes, Labridae. Gene Ontology annotation, biological process: cellular response to hormone stimulus; positive regulation of transcription by RNA polymerase II. The record is from RefSeq and is a predicted model, not a curated record.
AGUGAUGGGGGAGGGGACAGAGAGAGAGAGUUGAGUGAGCGAGUGAGAGAGAGAGAGGAUUUGUGGCAUGUAGUUAGUCAGCUGUCAUUAGACGCAGAUGACACACACAGGGAGGUAAUCUCGCAGAGAGAAAAGAGAGGAAAUACAAAACCGGUGUGUGUGUGUGUGUGUGUGUUUGUUUGUUGUGCUGUGUUGACUGUGUGCAUGGUGGUGUGAAAAAAAAAAAAACAGUGUGUCAACCUCCGCCGGCAUGGGAUGGUCAGCCGGCUUUGGACUGGUUAUGGACUGGUUUUUACCAAAGCAGAGGUGCUGAUAUUUGCUGAAGAUGAGUAGUGGGGGGGGAAACACCCCGGAGCCCCCCAGAGGGGGAGAAUCUCUGAAGAGGAAGGACUGUCAGUCAGACCUCCUGGGACCGAGCCCGAAGAGGAGCACCGAGAGGAGGAACCGGGAGCAGGAGAACAAGUACAUCGAGGAGCUGGCCGAGUUGAUCUUCGCCAACAUCAACGACAUGGACGACCUCAACGUCAAGCCGGACAAAUGUGCCAUCCUCAAAGAGACGGUGAAGCAGAUCAGGCAGAUCAAGGAGCAGGAUAAAGCUCCAGUGGCUGAUGCCGAGGAGGUGCAGAAGGCCGACGUCUCCUCCACAGGACCGGGCGUCAUCGAUAAAGACACCCUCGGGCCCAUGAUGCUGGAGGCCCUGGACGGCUUCUUCUUCGUGGUCAACAUGGAGGGCAACAUCGUGUUCGUCUCGGAGAACGUCAGCCAGUAUUUGCGCUACCAGCAGGAGGAGCUGAUGAACACCAGCGUCUACAGCGUGCUGCACGUCGGAGAUCACGCCGAGUUAGUCAAGAACCUGCUGCCCAAGAGCCUGGUCAAUCAUCGCAGCAGUGAUUCGUCCAACAGGAACAGCCACACCUUCAACUGUCGUAUGUUGGUCAACCCUCACGCCGACGGCGAAGCCCGGCCGGCGUCCGACCAGCAGGACGCGUCGCAGCAGAAGUACGAGACCAUGCAGUGUUUCGCCGUCUCUGAACCAAAGUCCAUCAAGGAAGAGGGCGAAGACUUCCAGUCGUGUCUCAUCUGUGUGGCCAGAAGAGUGCCGGUCAAAGAGAGACCCGUGAUGCCAUCGUACGAGAGCUUCACCACACGACAGGACCUUCAAGGAAAGAUCACAUCCCUGGACACGAGUCUGCUGCGUGCGUCCAUGAAGCCCGGCUGGGAGGACCUGGUCCGGAGGUGCAUUCAGAGGUUUCACCUGCAGAACGACGGGGAGAUGUCCUUCGCCAAGAAACACCAGCAGGAGGUGUUGAGGAUUGGCCAUGCCCUCAGCCCUCUGUACAGAUUCUCCCUGGCAGACGGCACCCUAGUCUCAGCUCACACCAAGAGCAAGCUGGUCAGAUCUCCUGCCACCAACGAACCACAGCUCUACAUGUCCCUGCACAUCCUGCAGAGGGAGAACAUGGGCGGUAUCCCUGCAGACACACCUGGUAGCCAAGGCGUGACCAAGCCAAUGACCCCAACAAGUAUGAGCGGUCCCUCCCCUUCCCCGGACGCCAGUGUCACCAGCAACUCCCACCACUCCACCGCAGCCUCCGGGGCACAGGGGCGAGCUUUUGGGGCUGCAUCGAGCCGGUCGUCCACGCCUCAGGGAAACGGCCACUCGCUCAAGCUGGGCAGUCCCUCAGCCGCCCAGGGAAGCCCCAGCGUCACCUCGGGGGCUCAGGGCGCCAUGUUGUCUCCUCAUCAUCGCCAAAGCCCCGGCAUGGGGGCCAACAGCAGCAGCAGCAGCUGUAGCAGCCCUCACCUUCCCCAACAUCCACCCGGUUCUUUCUCCCCCGCAGCCGGCGUCUCCUCGCCAGCAUCCGUGUGCAGCAGCACAGGAAACAGCCAAGGGUUCAACUCCCUCAGUGCACUGCAGGCCCUCAGCCAGGGCCAAAGGGUUUCCCAGGGACUCAGCGAGGCGCCACAUCCUGAGUCGCCUGACGGAAAGGCAGCCGGCCUUCAGAGCCCUCUUCAAAGCAGCGGCGCUGGAAGUCAACCGGCCAAGAACAAUCCCAACUUGGACGCCGACUUGUUUGGUUUUGGGGAGCACCAGGACUUGUUGUCAUCCCAAGACCAGGAAGGGGAGCACGGGGAGGAGAAAGACGGUGACCCCGACGGCUUAGAGGAGCUUGGCGACGUCUCAAACCGCCUGCUGAACACAAAAGGACACACUAAACUGCUCCAACUCCUCACCACCAAGCUAGAACCGUCUGAUCCCUGCUCGCCGCCCGCUCUGGGGGACGACCAGAGCUGUAAGGACCAGCUGGCCGGGUUGGGGGGCAUGGGCGGCGCCGGGCACAACAACCACUCCACCUCGUUAAAGGAGAAACACAAGAUUCUCCACAGACUACUGCAGAACAGCACGUCGCCUGUGGAAUUGGCCAAGUUAACAGCCGAGGCUACGGGAAAAGACCCCAUUGGUCCAGAGUCGGCUUCGGGGGACAACAUGGCCGCCCUGGGUGAACUCUGCCCGAAACAGGAGCCUGGGAGCCCCAAAAAGAAGGACAAUGCGUUGCUUCGCUACCUGUUGGACAGGGAUGAUAACGGCAUCCUGGAUAAAGCCAUCAAGAUGGAGCCCAGCGACGGUCCAAAGCUGUCCAGCAUCAAGACGGAGAAACAGGAAGCAGGUUUCAACAUGGCCGACCAGAGCAGUGAGUUGGAGGACCUGCUGGAGGACCUGCAGAGCGGCACCCAGCAGCAGCAGCAGCAGCAGCAGCUGUUUGUGGGUCAGCCACCAGUCAGAAGACCAGCCUCGUCCUCCUCCUCCUCUGUGCCGCCUGGUUCCUCUGUGGACAAACAGACCAUCAUCAGCAACAUCCUGCAGAUGACAGAAAGCAGCAGCAGCAGCAGCAGCCCCCCGAGCCAGCCGAGACCUUUCCCCCCUCUCCCCACCGCAACAGGCUUUAACGGUGCCAGACCAGGCCAGCCGGGUCGAGGUGCUCCUCCGGUCAGGAGCGCAUCUCUGGACGGCAGCAUCGGGCCCAACCCCAACGCUGGCAGGCCGUUUCCUCCUCAGCACAGAAACAACGCCCCCUACUCCUUACUGCAGCAUCAGCAACAGCAAGGCAUGAUGGGAGCCCAUGCAGGCAUGGCCAAUCCAGGCAUGCUGAGUAAUGGGUCCAUGCGGGGCCCUAUGCAGCAGGGUUGGGGUCCCCACGGGCCCUUAGGGGGAAACGCAGGGACGAUGAUGGGUCAGGGUGUCGGACCGGGCCGCAUGGUCCCAAACAUGAACACAGCUAUGCCCACUAGAGGCCCGCCUGGAUCCAGAGCCAUGGUCAACAUGCAGAUGAUGGGCAACGAGAUGGAGAUGGCAAGCCCUGCCUACCCUCAGCAACAAGCUCCGCCCAAUCAGACUGCACCGUGGCCAGACCGUAUGAUGUCUAUGGAUCACUAUGGAAACCAAAGCAGGCCACCGUACGGCGUCCCCCAGGGGGAUGGGAUGGGAUGCUGCGGCACAGGGCCUGAGGGUCCGCCUGAUGAAGGAGCCCUGCUGAACCAGCUGUGCUCAGUCUUGAAGGACUUUGAGGGUCUGGAGGAGAUCGACAAGAUGCUGGGAAUCCCAACGCUGGCUGGACAGGGUCCUCUGUCAGACCACGACCAGUACCUCGGCCCCCCAGACCCGUCAGCCACCAUGAAGCCUCUCCUGUACAAUCAACAACACUACGGCGGGCAGUCCGGUUACGGCGGCAUGCCCCCUGACGGCGGCUACCACGGCCCCACAAUGGGCGGCCACAUGGUACCUCAGAGGAUGCCGCCCGCCGGUUACCCCCCGAUGAUGAGAAUGCCGGGGAGCGUGGGGCCCAGACCGGCCGGGAUGAGACCAGGGGGGCCGAAUCCGGGAGUGCCACCUCAGCCCAACAACCUGAGGCUCCAGCUGCAGCACAGACUCCAGGCACAGCUGAACCGUCAGCCGAUGGUGAACCAGAUGAGCGGAGUGUCCAACAUGAAUCUACCUCUCAGGUCUAAUGUACCAAACCAGGGAACCCUCAACGCUCAGAUGCUGGCUCAGCGUCAGCGCGAGUACCUCAGCAACCACCUGCGCCAACGCCAACAGCAGCAGCAGCAGCACGUGCACCAGCAGCGUGCCAUGAUGAUGCGCACUCAGGGCGCCGGCGCUCCGACGCCGAUGUCCAUGGGCGGCGCCAACCCGCGGCUCCCGCAGGGCAACCCGCAGCAGUUCCCCUACCCGGCCUCCUCCAGCUACGGUACCGGCCUGCCCUCUCCUCCUCCUCACCCCAGCUCCACCAGCCCCUUCUCCUCCCCUCUCUCCCCCGGCCAUCACCUGGCUUCCCAGGGCAUGAUGGGAAACGUUGGCGGGCAGUACGGCGGUGUUAUGAGUCCGCCGGCGCAGCACAGUGCCUACCAGUUCAGCAGUUCAGCAAUGAGCCAGCAGCAGCAGCAGCACCAGGACGCAGUGUCAGGCUUCCCAUGUGGGGCCGCGACCCCUCAGAGCCCCAUGCUGUCCCCCAGGAUGGGGCAGGGCCAAAGCCCCAUGCUGCAGCACAACCAGGGCCAACCCCAAAGCCAGGGCGCCAACCAGGGAGGAGCACCGGGGUACCAGCCCGGCAGCGAGCUCAACGGGUGGCACCAACCCGCCAACGUCUCCACCAGCAACAGCAUGUACCCCCAGCAGUCCCAGUCCCAGUACUCUGCACAACCCAGCGGAGGAAUGUACAACAACAACAACAACAACAACAACAGCAACAACAUGAACCUGGGAGUUAUGGCGAGCAACGGCGGCAACAUGAACCAGAUGUCAGCCCAGGUGAGCUCCAUGAAUACAGAGCAGGUGUGUGACAGCAUCCUGGGGCAGCUCGCGGAAAUUGACAUGUUGACACAAGAUGGUGAAGCCAAUUCGAAUUUCUGCUGACCCCGGCUACCACUGAGAAAAGGUAACACAGGAGCUCACUGCAAAAAAAAACAAACACUCAAACCUGCUCAGCUCAGCUACUGGAUCAGCUUUGAGGACACGUGAUGGAAACACUUGUUUUUUGUCUCCGUCAUACCAGCCGACUCAGAGGCUCAACGAGGACAAAUAUAUAUAUAUAAAAGACAGAGUUGUAAAGUUUAGUUUGCAGGUUUGUGUGUGUGUGUGUGUGUGUGGAACUGAAACAGAUGUAAUGAUGUCACAGUUUGAGACGGGAGAGCCGAAUGGUUGACGAGCACGAAUGAAACCUCUGGAUUUUUAUCUUUAACGGUUCUUUUUCAGAGGACGGUCGAAUGAAAAAAAGGUUUAUGAAAAAAUAUUUUACAAUUAUUUAUAGUUUUGAAAGAACUUUUAGAGAUUAUUUGUACAACAUGAAGAAGAAAAAAAAAUCAAAGACGUGUUUCUUUAAGGAAAUCUCCCUAAAUGGUACAUCAUGAUGUCGAUUUAAAAAUUAAUAUAUUUCAACUGCUGUAGUUACAGGGGAGCUGUAUCCCCCCAUACGAUGACUUUUUGAAUGAAGGUGAAUGUGUAUAGAUAGUGUAAAUACAAAGAUUUAUAAUACCCACUGUUCUCCUCAGUGACAUUGUAGAGCAGCAGUUUAAGAGUCCUGCAAACAUUUCUAUUUUUAUUGGUUAAACUGUACCUCAGUGGGCGGAGCUAAAAUACCUGCAAGGCUCAUCCUUUGCUGGAUCCAAUGGCGGUAAAGUUACAUACAUGUUCUUGUAGUCUGAUGUUUUAAGAAACUUGGUGUGUCAGCGUGUUAGCUACACAUUCAGUGAGCCAUAAUUAUCUGAAAAGAGCUGUGUAACGCGCUCUCCUAGCGUAGCGUCACCCCUUUAUUUUAAGCAACUCUGAAGCGUAGACAAGCUAACUAGCCUACCCAGUUAGGUGUGUAUAAGCGGUCUCACGGUCUCCAUGUCUCCAAAAUAAAACACACAGAUCAAAACAUAACAAAAAGUUUAAAAUGCAAUGCACUGAUUUUUACAUUUCAAAAUGUAAGCUGAUCAGCAUGCUAGCUAUCCGGCUUUUCUAGCUAGCUCCUGCCAUCUCUCUACAGGUACUUUACAUCUGAAAGCUAAGCUAAGCUAACUAGCAAACCUGCUUAGCCUAGAAUCGUUAGCUUAAAGAGCAACAUGCAGGUUGGAGACCUUCCUGAAUCAGUUAGUAUGAAAGUAACUUAAACAUUCAACAAACUGUAUUAAAGACUCAGUCACUCCUGUACUCACUUUUGUGCGUUUGCAUUAAAAACAGACGACCGCUGGACUGAAAAUGGACGCUUUUUCAUCUAAAUUGGUGCCUUUUUUUGUAAAACAUUUAAAAUCAAUUAAGGACUAAUUAAAACAAGGUGACGUUUUAAUGUAAACAAAUAAAUAACCUGCAAGUUGCUCUUUAAAUCAUUCCUCUUUAUUUUCUUAUCGCUUUUCUUUUUAGACGUCAGGACGGCGAUGUUUGUACGUCAGUCAUUUGAUUUAAUUUCGAUCCUUUUCAGAGGGAAAUGUCUAACUAUCGGAUGUGUUGAGGUGAAAUUCAGUACAGACAUUCAUUUGAACACAGAAAACAUUAAUCCCUUGACUUUUCCUUUAGCACCAUCAUCAGGUUAGCAUUGUGAUUGGUGACCAGAUUCCUGCAGAACUAACACCAUUCCCAUCUGUUUUUGACUGUAUGUCAUGUCUGCAUGCUAACAUGCUAACAUGCUACAUGGUAGAACAACUGUCCUCGUGUUGACUUUUAGUUUAGUCCAAACGUUUUUAAGCAGGAAGUAGCUUUAUUUGCUCCGCCCACUGACCAUUAACCAAUGAGAUAUGUUCACCUCUAAAGCAGCUUUUCCUUGAAGAAAAUAUACAAACAACGAAUGAAACUCUGUGUUACUGCGAUCAUUUAAAAAAACCACUUCCUGGUUGUGAUGAACCUGCACGUCACGCUGAAGGACAAAUUCAAUGAGCGUCGUUUUGUGUGUGUGUUGGGUCUCUGUGUGGGUGAAGCUGUGACCCACUCUGUGUACUACUGUUCAUGAAUACGAGUUAAAAGCAGAAUGUGAAGUUUUGCAUCAACGAUAAAGAAGAGCCGGCGAUCCUCGAACCCUAACAAUCCAAAGUUAUAAAAACGUUUGAACAGUUUCUUCAGAUCACUUCCAAAAGGUGCUGUCUGUCUCUCUCUCUCUUUUCAUGAGGUGCUGUCUCUUAUAACUGUAACUGUCCAUGAAUCUCUUGAAUCUAGAUGCUCCAAACAAAGACGAAUACGAUGACUCCCCCCGCCCUCCCCCCCCUCCUCUCACAAGAGAAGAAGAAUGUGAAAAUGCAAACCGACUGCAAAACAAAAAAACACUGAAAAUAGCUUCUUUUUUUUUUCUUUAUCCGGGAAAACGUUGAUCCCAUUUUUCCCCUUCGUGUCCAAUCAGCUCACGUCGACUCCCGUUUGUAAAAUCCCAAAGAUUUGAGGGAGAAAACGUGAAGCCAUGAAAAUGAAUCGUGAAUGUCAAACUCAAAGUUUCAAACACAAUCAAAGAGCGGACGUAAAGCUACUCCUACUGUUUGAGAUGAAAGUGAAAUAUUUUUCUCCUGAUUUUGACUGAUACCAUAUAAAUAUAAAUAUAUAUGAUUUAUAGACAUAUUUUAUCGAUUGGAAAAUACUGUAAUUGAUGUAAGAACCUGAAGAUGCUGAAGACGAAGCAUCAUGCCCUAGCUGUGUGAGUCUCCGUCUGCUGGGUAACUGUCGGGUUUACAGGUGUAGUUUAUGUUUCAACAUGUCAUUCUGUAGCCGGGAUGUUUAAGUCCUCUCUCAAGAACUGACGCUGAACUACAUUUAAAGUCUCAAGGAAAUUAGAAUAACAAGGUGUUACGUUUUUUUUAAAUCGGAGUACAAACAUGUGCUGGUGAUUUUUAGUGUAGUUCUUUUGUUUUUGUUUUUAAAAGGGGCAUUUCCAAAUCUUUAACCUUUUGUUGAUCUCUGUCUAUGACCACUACGCUCUGCAGCAACAUGUUCACAUCUCAUCUGCAAGUCACAAAAACAUAACAAGAAAAGUCAGGCAGUGAUGGCGUACUCCUGCUAAAAUUACUACUCACCCAUAUCUGACGUUAAGUACCCAUAACGUUCUGUGUUGGACGAAGUUUGAACAUUAAAAUAAAAAAACACGAAGAAGUUUAGUUUGUCUAUUUCAGCGGAUAUAUUUCUACAAAAGACGCCUUUUUUUUUUAUUAAGCACCAAUUUUGAAACAAUCAAGUCUUCUCCAAAACGACACAUCUUAAAACAUCUCAUUCAUCUCAUACACAUCGUAUAAAGAUCCAAUCUUAACCUGACAACCCGAUUUAUUUCAAACAUGUUUGAUAUGUAGAAUUUAAAAUCUUAACGAUUACGUCAUGAAAAGUCGUGUGUGGCGAGGGAGGACAGUAAUGGAGAACGGGGGCAUGAUGGAAUAAAACAAAAAAAAAAAUGCACCUGACGGUUAUAAUCUGACCUCCAGCUCUUUCUGAAGAAUAGAAAGUUCCUGUUGUCCGUGUCUCCCCAGACAUUUUCUUCACCCAAAGUUAAAAUAGAAGGAAUGUUUGACGUCAUGGAAGAGUUUAAGGACUUUUUUUUAAUAAAGUCAGAUUUCUCCAAACAACAACAAAAGAUGUUCCACCUCUGGUUUAAUUUUCUUACCCCGACACUAAAAGUUCAACUUUAUCCCUGACUUUUACACUUAUCAUCAAAACAAAACUAAAAAACUACAAUUACCUACUCCAACUCCCCACCUCAUAUUUUUUUGGGAGUGGUUUGAAGAUCACUCUGGUUAAACUGGUCUGCACUAAAAUACAACCUAAAGGAAAAUCUGUAUUUUUCAGUCAGCCUGUCUUAUAAUUGUACCCUCACCACAACAUUUAUUAGUGCUGAUAAAGAACACCACUGAGCUUUUUGUAGCUUAACAGACACAUACAGAUGUUGUAAUUUAAAGUUUCAUUUCACACUGAGGGGGCAGGAGGUUUGAAACAGCUCGUGCACGUCAAAAGGCAGAGUCUAAAAAUGACCAAAAUCUAAGAAACUGGCCUCCACAGAGACGUAUGUUUUCUGUGCUCUGAUGCAACACAAAACAAACCUUUAAGGAUAUUAUUUUGGGAGCCUGAGAGGAUGAGACAUGUUAAAUGUUGCUCCUGCAUUUCUGUGAGAUCAGCUGUCGACUGUAUGACUUGAAGAAGGUGUUUAAAAUCCCCAAGGUGAAGAAACUAUUCUGCAGUAAAAACUGUAAAUCAACACACAUGUAUUUAAUGUAAAAAUCCCCCUCUACGCAGUUCAAAAAGCGUCUCUCAUUAACGACGUCUCUGUCCUCUUAGUCAUGCACAUUAAAUAUCUCAGCAGUGACGGUCCAGUCCAGUUCAUUCAGAGGGUCAUUAUGCAAAAAGUCCGGACGUUCACACCACUUUAUGCAAGCUGUCCACUCUCAUGUCGCUUUUGCCAAUGCUGCUCGUUAAUUUAUGAUUCAUGCCACUGUAAAUAAAUUAUUUUUAUGGA